AUGUCUAAUACCGUUGAAGCUCGAAUUAGUAAACAGAAAUCGAGCGCUGACGGUAAAAGCAGCUCUGCGGAAAAGUCUUCAAAGUCUGGCAAUGGUAAUGCCGUUAACAACAGUAAUAACAAUAAUAAUAACAGCAGUCGGGAAAAUAAUAACGUCUGCGGUAAACAUAUAUCGAAUGGAAAAACUAAUUGGAACCCGAAGGGUGUCCAAUGCAAUCCGAAUGGUCAUCGCGAUUCAACCGGAAAUGGCUUAAACGUACCAGCGCAGCCACAAAAGGUCUUUCACAACGCGCGCUGCGCCCGCCACCACAAACCACAUCACAAUCACAGCCACAAUGGUGGCAGCAAUAGCAACAGCAAUGGCAAUAAUAACAACAGCAGUAGUAAUGGUUUGGCGAACGGUGCGACGGCGAAUAGCCUCACCGAUUUGUGCCACCAUCAAUUGGGCAAUCCACCCGCACACGGACAUGGACACAAUCACGCACACACGAAUGGCGGCGGACAUCGACGUAAAUCGGAAUCAGUGCUAUCUACAGACUCAGAUAUACGUUUUACACGGCGUAAAUUGGGCGAUAGUCAGAAGUGCGGCUGUGCUGUGAUAGCGGGUUUUCUAGUCGCCCUUCUAGUGGCUGGCGCAUUCGUGUACGUGGGAUAUACAUAUUUCCGCCCUGAACCACUGCCGGAUCGGACUUUCCGUGGAAAAUUUUUGGUCAUGAACGACAAAUGGUCUAUGGAGCUGGUGGAUCAAAAUUCUUUGAGAUUUAAUCAUAAGGCACGCGAUUUCCGGGAACGCAUUAAUCUGAUAAUAAGGCGCUCUGAUUUACGUGAAGCUUACGAAGGCAGUGAAAUAUUGGCUUUAGAUGGCACCGAGGACAUCAAUGAGGUCGUCGUACAUUUUAACCUUAUAUUCGACCCAUAUGCGGGUCUUGUGUCUACGGCGGACCUCUUAGCACUCUUCGCAGAGGAGAUAAACUCACCGAAUCGCAAAUAUUUUGCCAACAUGACGAUAGAUCCACAAAGUUUAACCAUCAAAGAGGUAACUGGCCUGAUUGAGGAGCCCAUCAUGUCUUCUUCACCACUUGGCGGUGAAGACGAGACUACCGAGGUCAUUACCACCACACCCAAGCCACCUCGUCGUUGUGAGCCGCUUAAAUUGAACUACUGCCGCUCGAUCGGCUAUAACAUUACAACCUAUCCAAACCUCUUGGGUCAUCACUCAUUCGAGGAAGUGCAAGCCGAUGUCAUAGCAUUUCGUGAAUUAGUCGAUGCAGAGUGUUUUCGUGAGGCUUUCGACUUUGUUUGUCGCCUACUGCAGCCACCAUGCGAUACACACGGUACUCUCGAACCUACGGCGGGCAUUAUGUGUCGUGAGUAUUGCCAGCUUUUCAUGAAGGGUUGCGGUAGUCGAUUGCCUGCGCGCUUCAAGCAAUUUUUCGAUUGUGAAACUUUUCCUGAGUCUACGGGCAUACAGAGUUGUCAUCACAAGCCGCAUUGCGCGCAUGAUUUGCAGAAUAAUGCACAAAGUCCACGGCUCUGUGAUGGUUUCGUGGAUUGUCCAGAUUUCUCCGACGAACGCACCUGUACAUUCUGCACGGGCAACGCAUUGUAUUGUGGGCGAGGGCGCGCUUGUGUGGCGCGUAAGGCGCGUUGCGAUGGUAAAGCAGACUGUCCGGAUGGGUCUGAUGAAAAAGAUUGCCUUGCAAUAGCUCCAUUUGCUGCCGAUCUUCUGAAACCAGAGCCAAUGGUACCUUAUUUGCCACGCUUUCACUCUCAAGGUUUCGCGGUGUUCUCCGAAAAGGGUAUUGUAGGAAAACUAUGCGCAGAGGGUCUCGAGAAUGAUAGUAAACUGAUAGUACGACAAACUGUGGCAGAAUCGCUUUGCAAAUCACUCGGCUAUGAAUCUGUGGAAAUAUUUGAAGUGCGCAACGAUACCGAAAACGUGGAAGAUUAUGUGCGCGUGCUCGAUCCACAUGCACCGGAGAUCUCCUUCAUACGCACCCAUUGCCAGAAGCGUCAGGUACUCUAUGUGGGCUGUGGUGAGCUCCAGUGCGGCGUGCAGUCGGUUUUAUCGCCCAAGCAGUAUUUAUCGUUGCCCAAAAUGUCUUCACCCGGUGACUGGCCUUGGUUGGUAGCGCUAUAUCGUGAGGAUAUACAUGUUUGCGAUGGAACGCUGAUUUCCCGCGACUGGGUUCUCACCACUGAAUCCUGCUUUCAAGGUCAACCACGGGCCACAUGGAUGGCCAUAUUCGGCGCAGUGCGGCUUUCAUCGAACGCGCCAUGGACUCAGCGUCGCCGCAUUAUUGGCUUGAUAAAGAGUCCAGUGGAAGGCUCUACAGCUGCAUUGAUACGUCUCGAGACGCCAAUAAACUUUUCCGAUCACGUGCGUCCCAUAUGCUUACCUGAUGAGAUUAAACGCAGACAGGAACAACAAGCAAAACGUCGUGCAUUUGUACCAAAGGCUGAACGUUUAGAAGGCAAGCAACCAGCGCCGACCUUGCCACCCACACCCAGCGCUGUUCAACGCCGCCUAGCGGAAUCACAAAAAUUCUUUGUUUCGCCGGCAGUCGAUGAGGAUUUAGCUGAAACUCAGAGCAUAAGUAGCAGCAAAGAAAUGAGGGAUGAGUACGCACGCGUCAUUUUUGACCAUUCCGAAGCGGCAGCAUCACAAAUGCCGCAUGCUGAGGCGUUGACACAGUCAAUGGAACAAAAGUUCAAUGAGUAUCCAUUACCAAAGAGUGCGCCACAAGUGCAUUAUUAUAGUGGUGCUGCGUCCUCAGCUGGUCGGUAUGCGCCUGUACCUGUGGUCGGGAGUGGCAUAGCUACUGGUCGACCACCAUUGGCUGGUGUGGGUAGCAAAACGUCACCGGCGCCGCCAAAAGCUGAAGAAAUCUGGACCAAUUGCAAUACAUUGGGUUGGUCGAGACAACGCGACCAUCUGCAACGGGUGCAGUUGAAAAUUGGCGAUAUGGCGCCAUGUGAGAACAUCUCCAUAGCAACUGUGAAUAGCAUGUGCACGGAAGCCACAUAUCAAAAGCACGAUUGCACGCAAGAGGAGUACUCUGGCGCGCCAGUUCAAUGUCUCAUUCCGGGCACAAAUCAAUGGGCACUACUAGGUGUCUCAUCGUGGCGUAUUGCCUGUGGACCAAGUGGUGUGGAACGACCAAGAAUGUAUGAUAAAAUCACUUCGAAUGCGGCGUGGAUACGGGAAAUUUUAAUUGCCGCGUAAAGAUGCACAAUAAUGGCGGUACCUGUUCCAGCAGUGCACUUUAAAUUAAUACGCACAAGAAAAAAAAAAGAAUAAAUGCGAAUACAUAUUUACUAUGUGUAGUUUAAGGUAAAAUGAAGCUAAAUGUCUUGAGAAACAGUUUAUAUUCACAAAAGUUGUUACUUAAAUAACUGUUAAUAAUUUUAUAUAUAUUUUAUAGAAUGUUCACUUAAAUAAUAAGUUGUAGAGGUAAAAUUAAUUAUGUAGUUGUAUGCAUGUAUGUACGUAUGUUUAUGUAGUGAAAAUUUUUCAUUAAUAUUCAGUAAAUUGAUUUUUUUUCUAACGAUUAUAAAUAAUUAAAUUAAUUUUCUUUGCAAUAUUUUUUGUUGUUGUAUGCAUGUGUAUGUGAAAUGUUGUAAAUGCUUUUUGUACAAUUAUGUAUUGGAAGAUGCAAUGCAAUGCAUUUAAAUCAAUAUAUGUAUGUAUGUUCAUAGGUACAUACAUAUAUAAAAAUGGUGUAUUCCUGCUUUUUUAUUUUAGGUUAUGUACGUAUAUAUGUGUACGUGUAUGUAGUGCAUAAUAAUAUAUUUAACGCAUUAAUUUAUAAAAAAUCAUUUUAUGUAUGUAUCUAUUAAGUGAUAACGAUUUUGUAUUUACAUACAUACUUAUUUGCAUGGUCAUUUUCCACUUUUGUAAAUUUAUCUUAUCGAUAGCAAGUCUGUAUAUAAUACAUAUGUAUGCAAUGCAGAAGCAAGCAUGCAUAUGUAUGUAAAUGCAUAUCCAGUGGGAAAAGUAGUAAUGCAUUCUAUUACUGAUUAAUUUGUAAUCAGCAUUUUAAUGUUUACAAAAAGCCCCAAAAAUUCAUAUUAAAUCGUAUACAUUCUUCGAUUACUAGGUAAUGCAAAUGCAACGUUCCACUUUUCUUAGGAUAUCGCCGUGGGAAAGAAAUGAAUUUUCGAAUGUGAAAACGGCUGUUUUACAGAUUAUUAUUUUUUGUUUACCAUACAUUACA
Messenger RNA from Rhagoletis zephyria (snowberry fruit fly), 4216 nucleotides. RefSeq lists its product as uncharacterized. Gene Ontology annotation, molecular function: serine-type endopeptidase activity; protein binding. Lineage: Eukaryota; Metazoa; Arthropoda; Insecta; Diptera; Tephritidae. The record is from RefSeq and is a predicted model, not a curated record. Gene Ontology annotation, biological process: proteolysis.